Messenger RNA from Alternaria arbusti, 2583 nucleotides. RefSeq lists its product as uncharacterized. Gene Ontology annotation, cellular component: nucleus. Lineage: Eukaryota; Fungi; Ascomycota; Dothideomycetes; Pleosporales; Pleosporaceae. Gene Ontology annotation, molecular function: hydrolase activity, acting on acid anhydrides, in phosphorus-containing anhydrides; ATP binding; DNA binding. The coding region runs from base 1 to 2583 and encodes 860 amino acids. Gene Ontology annotation, biological process: establishment of sister chromatid cohesion; nucleobase-containing compound metabolic process. The transcript is spliced from 2 exons. The record is from RefSeq and is a predicted model, not a curated record.
AUGCCCAACACCAACUCACCACGAGAUUUCCACCACCCAUACACGCCCUACGAUAUCCAAAAUGAGUUCAUGGACGCUGUCUACACGUGUCUGGAAGAAGGCAAAGUCGGCAUCUUCGAGUCGCCGACCGGAACCGGUAAAUCGCUGAGCUUGAUAUGUGGCUCCAUGACUUGGCUACGCGAUCAUAAGCGACGGACGUUCGAAGAAGGCUUCACGGUAGAUGCGGCGAACGCAGCGAAUAGUGAGGAGCCUUCUUGGAUUGUUGAACACGCACAGAAGCAGCGGAAGCAGGAGGCGCUGAGGCGGAAGCAGGAUCUUAAUGACCGGAUUGCUAAGAUUAAAGCGAAAGAGAAGCGUGCGAAGGAACGGUAUGAGAGCGGCGAGCCCAAGUAUAAGAGACAGAAGACUGCGGCAGGCGACAUCGAGAAUGACGAUGAAGCCCAAUUCGCUUUGGAUGAUUACGAAAGCGACGAGGAGUCUCACAAACGAGCAAGAGCCGGCGCGUUCGAUGAGUCUGGACUGUCGGCAGAAACCCAGGCUUUGAUGGCGUCACUUGGGUACAGCGCCGAUGCAUCAAAAGAUGACGACGGAGAGGCGCCUGACGAGACGAAAAUAUUCUUCUGCUCGCGAACACACUCUCAGUUGACGCAAUUCUCGAGCGAGCUGGGUCGCGUGAAGAUGCCCCCCGCCAUCGCCCCUGACGAGAAUGUAAGCGGUGGUGAAAUAGACACGCUUGUAGAAGACGUGAAGCACCUUACUCUUGGAUCAAGGAAGAACCUCUGCAUCAACAGUAAAGUCAACAAGCUCGGUAGCGCCACGGCCAUCAACGAACGAUGUCUGGAGCUACAGCAAAACAGCAAGACUGAAAGCCGGUGUCCGCAUAUGCCGACCAAGGAAAGCGAGCCGUUGGUCAAUGACUUCCGUGACCAUGCGCUUGCGAAGAUUAGAGAUAUCGAGGACUUGGGGGUGUUGGGUAAGAAGCUGGGUGCUCAGAUCGUAACGCUACCCUAUCCGCUACUCCUCCAGCGUACAGCUCGUGAAGCACUUGGCCUCUCCCUCAAAAACCACAUCGUCAUCAUCGACGAAGCGCACAACUUGAUGGACGCCAUCGCAGGCAUCUAUUCCGUAUCCGUGACCCUCGAACAAGUACAACAAGCGCGUGCCCAACUCACAGCCUACCUCCAGAAGUUCCGGAACAAGCUCAAAGGGAAGAAUCGCGUGUAUGUUGCCCAGACAGUCCGUAUCUUGGACUCUAUCAUCGCGUAUCUGCAGUCCAUCGAUGCCAACGCGAAAGCGGCAGACGGCUUGGCAGACAUGGCUGCGAUCAUGUCUGGGAAAGGUGUUGAUCAGAUCAAUAUCUACAAGCUUAACACGUAUCUCCAAGAAAGCAGACUGGCGCGUAAAGUAGACGGAUACACCGUGUUCGCCGAGCAAGCGGAGAGUGGAAGCGCGCAGAAGUCAAUUGCAAAGUCGGCCAGGAAUGGUCCGCGACAUACUGUGCCAGUCCUGAUGAACGUGCAAGCCUUCCUCCUGUCAUUGAUGAACCCAUCCAGCGAAGGCCGCUUCUUCUACGCAAAAGAAGAAGUCUCAGGCACCACGCUACGAUACAUGCUCCUGGACCCAACCUACCACUUCAAAGACAUUGUCGAAGAAGCCAGGGCAGUCGUACUAGCCGGCGGCACCAUGUCACCAAUGAGCGACUACGAGCAGCAUCUGCUAUCGUACCUGGAUCCCUCAAAGAUCAUGACACUAUCCUGCGGCCACGUCAUUCCGCCCGCGAACCUCCUCGCUGCACCCAUCGUAAGAGCAGCAAGCGGCGCUGAAUUCGACUUCACCUUCGAGAACCGCAACAAAGAGAAUACGAUGAUCGAUCUCGGCAACGCCAUCUUGACAUUCGCGCAGCACAUCCCCGAUGGCGUAGUCGUCUUCUUCCCCAGCUACUCCUUCCUCGACGCCUGCAUCGUCGCGUGGAAGCGCAUUAAGCCCACACCUUUAACAUCAACAUCCACUUUCUGGGACAGCUUCACCCAAACAAAACCCGUUUUCCUUGAGCAGCGCAGCCAGCAACAGCCGUCUAACCAACCACCACCAUCCAAAGAGGCAACCGCAGACUCCGUCCUCACAGCCUACAGCGCAGCAAUUGCAUCAGGAAAAGGCCGCGGCGCCCUCCUCUUCGCUGUAAUCGGCGGCACCCUCUCCGAAGGCAUCAAUUUCAGCGACGCACUCGGCCGCGGCGUCGUUGUCGUUGGUCUCCCGUUUCCUAAUCCACACUCUGCGGAAUGGAAGGCGAAGAUGCAGUAUAUUUCCGCCAAAACACAAGCGAAAAGCGGCGGUGGUAGUGAUGGCAAGGCAGCUGCGCGCGAGUUCUACGAGAACGUCUGUAUGCGCGCUGUUAAUCAGUGUGUGGGCAGGGCGAUUCGUCAUAAAGGUGAUUAUGCGGCGAUUCUGAUGUUGGAUAGGAGGUAUGGGAGUAGGCGGGUUCAGGAUAAGUUGCCGAAGUGGAUUCGGGGGAGUUUGACGGGCGGGUUGGGGGUCGGGGAUAUUGGGGGGAGGUUAGAUAGGUUCUUUAAAGGUAGGGCUUAG